UCGUCAUUCCAAGCAACUUUUCAGCACUAUAUAUAUCAAACCAACGACGACUUCUUCUUCACUCCAAGACUGCUUCACGUUCCUCUAGAACUCAAGCCAAUAACCAAAACCCAAUUGUCCUUUCAUUCCUCUUCUUCGAAAAUUUCAAGAACUACUCAUCAAAAUGGCUUUCUUUCACAGCCAUCUAUUUUUCCAACUCGCCAUAAUCGUUUCAUUAGUCCAUUUCACAAUGGCUGGCAGGCAAGUCCCCAAGCCCACCACCCAAGAUGACCAAAACACGAUGGUCUUUCAAUACCACAAUGGCCCUCUUCUUAGUGGCAAAAUCUCAAUUAACUUAAUCUGGUAUGGCAAAUUCAACCCUUCAGAAAGAGCUAUAAUUGCAGAUUUCGUUACCUCAUUGUCCACCUCCUCUUCAAACCCCACAACCAACGAACCAUCUGUCGCCACGUGGUGGAAGGCCACUGAGAAAUACUACCAUUUGCUCAAAUCCAAGAAAGCCUCUCCCCUGAUCCUCUCACUGGGUACCCAAGUUAUCGACGAGAGCUGUUCUUUGGGUAAAUCUCUUACUAGGAAUCAAAUUGAAGAACUGGCAGCCAAGGGUGAACAAAAGAAUGCCAUCAACGUUGUACUAACAGCUUCAGAUGUUGCAGUUGAUGGGUUCUGCUCAAGCACCUGCGGGACCCAUGGUUCACUGUUAAGUUCCAAGAUUGCCUCUGCUAAGGGAAAGAUUUACAAGUUUGCUUACAUCUGGGUUGGAAACUCAGCGACCCAAUGCCCUGGUCAAUGUGCGUGGCCAUUCUACCAACCCAUGUACGGACCUCAGACUCCACCACUGGUUGCACCCAACAACAAUGUGGGUUUGGACGGAAUGGUCAUCAAUGUUGCUACCCUUUUGGCUGGGACAGUGACCAACCCCUUCGGAAAUGGCUACUUCCAAGGACCUGCAAAUGCACCACUUGAGGCUGCCUCGGCUUGUACUGGGGUUUAUGGGCGUGGGGCUUACCCAGGAUAUCCUGGGAAGCUCUUGGUCGACCCUACAACUGGUGCAAGCUAUAAUGCACAUGGUACAAAUGGCAAGAAAUACCUUCUUCCAGCCUUCGUUGAUCCUUCAACAUCCUCAUGUUCUACAUUGGUCUGAAACACUAAAUGUAAUCGUACACAAGUCUAGGAGAUGGAGAUGUAGUCAUGUCACAAAUUCUUUGAUUCUUUUUUGAGAUCGAAUAUUAAAACACAAUUUAUAUUUUUAUACCCUCUA
Messenger RNA from Coffea eugenioides, 1255 nucleotides. Its product is annotated as protein EXORDIUM-like. Bases 164 to 1138 code for a protein of 324 amino acids. The record is from RefSeq and is a predicted model, not a curated record. The transcript has a single exon. Lineage: Eukaryota; Viridiplantae; Streptophyta; Magnoliopsida; Gentianales; Rubiaceae.